CGUACUCUUAACCUUUGUCUCAACCCUCGGAUAUACAUUUCAGACUGUCACCCACGCCGCAGUGCCAUCGUCUUCAUCACAAUUUAUUGAAACACGCACACUCACCUGCACGUGUACAGCAAGGUCCAAGCCUGCAGUAGACCCGCCCAGAACGAAGCAUUUCUGAAUUGGGGAGUUCAGAUCUCAGACAUGAUCAUCCCAGUCACCAUUUCCCGUCCGAGUCAAUUCUCCACAAAACUACCUCCCCAGCUUGUCACGCUUGGCCACGACGAGCUCUUUCUGAUAGAGCUGCAGGGCACCCUUGAUGUCGAGGGUACCGAGAAGGAAGACAAGGAUGGCCAGGUAAUCGGAACAUUAAAUACGACUGAUAUGAACAAACCCACCCUAACUAUCGGAUACCACUUACUAGAAGGAAAGGUGGUCAAUCUGGCGAAGCCCCUGGGCGUUUUACACAAACAAGUGUCCGCCCCUGUCGGUGGUGAAUCCACUGGCCCCGAGAGUCAGGAAGAAAUUGGAGUGGGGACGAAGUGGGAUGUAAUAGCCAUAGUGAAGAAGAAAAUGGUGUUCUCCAAACGGCCCAUGCCCAUCGCCACCGGCAAGCCGGCCAGCAAAGCACCAUCAUCACGGAGGGCGUAGAGCUUCCGAAAAGUGCACCCGUGCAUCCGGGCAGUACUAGGCCGUGGCACGGCCAUGAUGCAGACCCUGAGCCCACCCGUGGCUCCUCCGUGGCACUCGACAAAGCGCUAGUGAAGUUACCAAGCUUGGCCAUAUUCCAUUGCUCGUGCCGUGAAUGCCCAGAACGAGCACCACACGAGAGCGUCUCUUCAUAUUUCACUUUGCCAGUUGGAACUAGCAACGUGGCGCUCCAUGACGGGCAGUGUAAACCAUUUAAGCCAACGAUAUUACCCGGCUUGUGUAGACGAUCCACAUGCUUUGUAUUAUUACUUAGGAUCGUAAGAGCGUAAUAUAUAUUUUUGAGGUCCGCGAGGAGGAGGCGAGCAAGCAGAU
Messenger RNA from Pisolithus orientalis, 1008 nucleotides. Its product is annotated as Ctf8-domain-containing protein. Gene Ontology annotation, biological process: mitotic sister chromatid cohesion. Gene Ontology annotation, cellular component: Ctf18 RFC-like complex. The coding region runs from base 190 to 636 and encodes 148 amino acids. Lineage: Eukaryota; Fungi; Basidiomycota; Agaricomycetes; Boletales; Pisolithaceae. The transcript is spliced from 2 exons. The record is from RefSeq and is a predicted model, not a curated record.